AUGGCCUUCAACUUCAACUGGUCGCCGCUAACAGCGGAUGCCGACUUCUACGCUCGAGCGCGCGACCUCUUGACCAAAGCUCUCAAUAAGAGUCCGAAGCCGCCCAUUAUUGUCGAUGAUAUCCUCGUCAGCGAAUUUAACCUCGGAACCGUACCCCCCGAUUUGGAAAUCUUGGAGAUUGGUGACCUUGCAGAGGAUCGAUUCCGAGGCAUCUUCAAGAUGACAUAUUCUGGUGAUGCCUUUCUGACACUCAAGACAAGAGUUCAAGCAAAUCCUUUAAACACAUACCUCUACUCUAAACCGACAUUCACAUCUCCUCAGCCCUUGGCCGCUGCUUCUGGGUUGACUAUUCCACUUUCGAUCACACUAUCGGAUUUCAAGCUUUCGGCAUUCAUCAUCCUCGUCUUUUCCAAGCAAAAGGGUCUCACCCUCGUCUUUCGAAAUGACCCACUCGAAUCCCUCAAGGUAUCUUCUACCUUUGACUCGAUACAAUUCGUACGCGACUAUUUGCAACGAACUAUUGAACAACAAUUACGGAACUUGAUGAUGGAUGAACUACCAGCAAUUAUCCAUAGACUGUCCCUCCAAUUGUGGUGUCCCGAUCAAGCAAACAAGGGCACCGAAACCCCUACAGAAACAGAGGAUGAAGCUGGUGUUGACCCUCUGGCUAGCCCACCACUGGAUCCUGUGGACGCCAAUGGAAACCUUCUCGACCCCAAUGAUAUCUCUGAACUUACAUUGACUGGGAGCGGCGAGGUUCAGUCACUCUUUUCUCAGAAGAACCUGUUGCGACUUGCUGCCUUGACUGAUUCUCACCGCACCUUGUCCCUCUUCACUCCUGGUAUUCGUGAUGUCGUUUUCCGGGCUUGGACAGGCUAUGGCGAUCGAUCGGAAACAUCAACGCCCCUAGCUUCGACACCCAGUCUCACCAAGACAAUGUCGUUCCAUGCAGGCAAUUCGACAACAUACACAUUUUCGGAUACUGCAAGCAAUGCCCACGGACAACUCCCAUCUCGCCCCUCGCUUAUCAGUAUGAAUUCUGCCACGAAUGGACGAGCUCUUGGGGCUGGACGAUCACGAGCAGGACGCAAGAAGAAGACACGCGUCGUAAACCUGAGACGCACCAAAUCAGAGGCAGCUACUCCUGAAGAAGGCAGUGAAGCCUCGGAUACAGCUUCCGCUGAUAAUGCUCUAACAGACCCAGUGAUUGAGGAGUCUAUCCCUGAAGAGAGUGAGUCAUCUGUUAUCGCUGAGGCGGCCACCCCUAGUAAGGUCCGCUUCAGAAGUGCAGAAGAGGCGGGUCGUCCUCCUGUCAUGGCCAACCUUCAGAAUGCUCAACAGAUGGGCUCCCCACUCAAACAAGCCGUUCAGCCUGAACCUCAAUACUCAUCUAUUGCUGCCGCCACUUCUGGAUUCAGAACUGAGAAGGGCAAGCACCCGGGUCUAGAAAACCAAAGUGUCAGCUCUGAGAGUCCCUCUGUUAUCCUUGAACAGGCAUGGAUCAUGAAGAUGGCUGGUGAGAUCGCCAAGCGUGUCUACGAUGAGAAGAACAGACAACGCAGUCCCUGGGACGAGGAGCGCGAAGACGCUCCGCCACCAGCAUACGAGGCUGCUACUCGAUAA
Messenger RNA from Fusarium venenatum, 1623 nucleotides. RefSeq lists its product as uncharacterized. NCBI's taxonomy places the organism in Eukaryota, Fungi, Ascomycota, Sordariomycetes, Hypocreales, Nectriaceae. Gene Ontology annotation, cellular component: ERMES complex. The record is from RefSeq and is a predicted model, not a curated record. Gene Ontology annotation, molecular function: lipid binding. Gene Ontology annotation, biological process: mitochondrion organization; phospholipid transport.